AUGCUCUAUGAGUGCGCUGCUUGCAUUGAACAUUGUGGCCCUGUUGCGGAGGCCUGGAUUAGAUUGUGCUGUCGCCCUGAGAGCCAGCACUUUUGGUUAAGGGGGUUGGUGCCCCGUGCUUGGACCACUGCUGAGCCAAUCACUUCUGAAGAAGUUGUUCGUGCCGGAUACUUUCUUGACCCUGCUGCUUUUGAGGGGCAAGAAACUUUCUUUGCCACUGAUGGCAGCGGUGGCCCUUUUACCAAAGACCCCAGGCUCAGAAAGUGUGCGUGGUCGGUUGUUGCUGUUUCAUGUGUUGAUGAUGAAUUUGUCCUUAUUGGUAGUAUCACUGGGCGCAUUUGUGAUGAUGGAAACCUCAACACAGUUGCUCGCGCUGAGCUUCGCGCUUUUCUGGAGUUGCUUCGUUUCUUGCCAGAUACCUUUGAAGCGUUGGUUGUUGUCGAUGCUGCUUUCGUGAUCAAUGUGUAUCUUAAGUUAAAGCGCAAACCCCACAAAAUCAGCAAUCCGCAUGGUGACUUAAGGGCAGGUGUUGCUGCCCACUUGAGCAAGAGAGUACUUCUCACCAAGGUUAGAUCUCACCUUACGCUUGCUAAGCAUCUUUCUAAAGGGGAUGAAGCUUGGUCUUGGCACACUAAUAAAUUUGCGGAUGAGUUCGCUACAAUCACCGCUCAAUCUGUGGCGCCCUAUGCCAAAGCUACUGGCUGGGUUCUUGGUCGAGUCACCAGGCUGACAGCUUGGAUGUUGCCACGGAUUAGGUAUUGGUUCACUGCUGAAUCCACUGCCCCAAAGGUUUCCACGUGGAAAUGUACCAAAAAGGAAUUCUUUACCCAAGCUCUUGUCAAGCGCUUUGGGGGCCACAAUUGGGUUCCUUUUGAGAAAGGCUUACGUUGCACCAAGUGCCCUACUGUCUUAAAACGCAUCGGUUGUUAA
Molecule: messenger RNA, 930 nt
Organism: Durusdinium trenchii
Lineage: Eukaryota; Dinophyceae; Suessiales; Symbiodiniaceae
Source: the annotation of a GenBank genome assembly